AUGAGUCUUGAAGUUCAAAAUUUACCAGCCAGUGAAAGGUCAAGUUAUAAUACCAAAAUCCGUCAGUAUCGGAACCAAACCGAGGAAUCGAAACAGCGAUUGAGCCAGCUUCUAGAUGACCAAGAUAAACAAGAACUUUUCGGAAACCGCUACAGUGACAAUGAUGACGGUGUUCAUGACCUGCAACGUAAACAACUUCUUAACAACCAAUCUUCCUUGGACCGGUCCACUCAGCGGUUGCACGAUUCUCAGCGAGUUGCCCUUGAAACUGAAUCCAUUGGAGGAAAUAUUUUGAACGAUUUACGAGCUCAACGAGAACAGAUUAUGGGGGCUCGUGACACUCUAACCGCAGCCGAUGGAUACAUCGACAAAUCGGUGAAAACACUCAAGUCCAUUUCACGACGUAUAACCGCCAAUAAGUUCAUCAGCUAUGCUAUCAUUGCCGUGCUCAUCUUACUUAUCUUCCUCGUUUUAGCUAGUAAGUUUUGGUAG
Messenger RNA from Meyerozyma guilliermondii ATCC 6260, 492 nucleotides. It is a transcript of the gene VTI1, whose product is annotated as v-SNARE protein. The transcript has a single exon. Lineage: Eukaryota; Fungi; Ascomycota; Pichiomycetes; Serinales; Debaryomycetaceae. The record is from RefSeq and is a predicted model, not a curated record. Bases 1 to 492 code for a protein of 163 amino acids. Gene Ontology annotation, cellular component: late endosome membrane; endoplasmic reticulum membrane; ER to Golgi transport vesicle membrane. Gene Ontology annotation, biological process: intra-Golgi vesicle-mediated transport; Golgi to vacuole transport; vesicle fusion with Golgi apparatus. Gene Ontology annotation, molecular function: SNAP receptor activity; SNARE binding.